This is a messenger RNA of Prosopis cineraria, 4011 nucleotides long. RefSeq names its product probable disease resistance protein At4g27220. Lineage: Eukaryota; Viridiplantae; Streptophyta; Magnoliopsida; Fabales; Fabaceae. The transcript is spliced from 2 exons. Gene Ontology annotation, molecular function: ADP binding; protein binding. Bases 676 to 3840 code for a protein of 1054 amino acids. The record is from RefSeq and is a predicted model, not a curated record.
AAAAAAAAAAAAUCUGUCGCUUUCAAUAUCUUUUUGUCGCAUAUUGCUCUAUGACUUCCCCAACCCCAACCCAGAUGCGUUCUGAUUCAUCCAUUCUAAAUAUGAGGAUGGGCUUCAUUUGCCGCAAUAAACCCAUGGAUCGAGGAAAGCUAUUGAAUAGUCUCAAAUAGUAUAUCAAAAUGUGAUGGCAUUUAAUUAAAAUACCCUUGUUUAUUUUAUUUCAUUUUAUGCUGCCUUAAUGAGUCUCUCUUACUACAGCCGGUAAUUGAGGACAAAUCCGAACGGCCAAACCCAUCUAAAAAAAAGUUAAGAUCAAAGUUGGUUAUAUGAGUUUUUUCAAGAGGGGAUGGUAUUUUAACCCCAACCCCAGUAAAAAAUCCCAAUAAAAGAACAGCUUGGAUUAAUCGAUCCAUUUCAAAGCUUCAACCGUUAAACCCCAGGACAUAAAGGAGGAAACUGGGAGGGAAGAGAGGGAGAGAGAACCUUUCCACCGAGAUAGAUCUUCUCGGUGUGAGGAGGAAUGAAAUCAUUUGAGUCUGCCAUGGUCGAGCGCUAUCAUGAAUUGUCUAGAAGCCCAGGAACUGGAAAAGGCUCCUGAGACAGAGCUGUGUGUGUGGUGUGGUUGGUGUCUCGGCCAGAAUCGGAAAAUAGUGAAAUGGAUAUGGAAGUUUCUCAAUGGCUGAAGGACUCAUAGGGCCAGCCUUAGGACCAGUGGUGAAGCUCGGGGUUGAAGAGCCAUAUAAAAGCAUAAGUGGCAGAGUUGCACUUUCCAAAAAUCUGGAAGACAUAUAUGAUCUGUUAAACCAAUAUUUACAAAGACUGCUUGCAAUAAAAGAGGAUAAAGAGAUCCAAGUUCAAUGGCACAAACAGCAAGAUACCACCGUGGUUUAUCGCUCAUGGAGGAAGAGGGUAUCAAACAUUGUUGCAGAAGUAGAUAAUAUGAGAGCUGAAUAUGAAAGAAAGCGACUUCCCAAAUGGCGUUUCAUUCGGCGUUCCGGCCUGUGUGAGAAGAUAGCAAAGAGGCACAACCAAGUUAAAGAGCUUUUAGAAGAAGGGCUUUCAAUGAAUAUCCUUGUUGAUUAUAAGCAACCAGAAGCUGUCUUGAAAGUGUUAGAUGCUCCCCAGAUAACAAGCUAUCCUACCCUUCAAAGAGCUCUGGAAGAAAUUUUGGACUGCCUUGGAAACAAGAAAAUGAAAGGCAUUGGAAUUUACGGAAUGAUGGGAGUGGGUAAAACCACAAUAAUGCAGAACCUAAACAACAGUGAAGAGGUUUCUCAAAUGUUUGAUAUGGUCAUUUUUAUCACACUUUCAGGUGAUCAGAAUGAUAUAAAACAUAACAAACUCCAACAAUUAAUUGCAAGUCGGUUGAAGAUAGGCAUUGAAGCCAUUAAUGAAUCCAUUGAUGAAGUUGCUAGAAGAAUACAUGAAGAGUUAUGUGAACUGAAAUUUUUGUUGAUCCUAGACGGGGUUGUAGACUUCAUCAAUUUGCAACAGCUCGGAAUUCCAAAUGAUGAAAAUGGAAGUAAGAUAGUCAUGGCUUCACAGUUUCUUCAUGUUUGUAAUGCAAACAACAUGGAUAGGUUGAUUGAAGUGGAACGAUUACAACAUGAUGAAGCAUGGAACAUGUUUCGAGAUGUUGCUGGUCCUGUAAUUGAACGUCCCGGCAUCAUACGUACUGCUCGGCGUGUGUGUAAUAGGUGCUCUCGUCUUCCACUUCUCAUACAUAAGAUCGCAAGAUCUUUUAAAUUGAAAAAUGAUGCUCCAAGUUGGAGGGCUGCAUUGGAAGAUCUUGAUGAACAAUGGAGAGAGCAUCAAAAUGAAGGCUUGGAAGAGCUGUACUCAUUUCUUGAGUUUUGUUAUGGUCAAUUAAAAGAUAAACAACAAAAAUGCUUUCUAUAUACUUCAUUAUACCCUGCAGAUAGUAAGGUUUACACUGAUUAUUUGGUGGAGUGUUGGACAGCUCAAGGUUUUCUUGGUGAUGUUAAUGAAAUUAGAAGGUACCAAAAAGCACGUGACAGUGGUCAUAUGGUGAUAGGAGAUCUUAUCAAUUUAUCUUUAUUGGAGAAAGGAGAACGAAUGUUGUAUGUCACCAUGAAUGGUUGUAUGAGACAACUUGCUUCACAUAUAUUAUCCAGGCAUCCCCAGUAUAAUUCCUAUGUCUACAAUAAUGAAGAAUCUGAGGAUCCACCUUCAUUGCAUAACUGGGGGAAUGCUAAAUGGGUAUCGAUGGUAGACACCAAAUUGUAUAUUUUACCCCCAAGUAAAGAUAGCAAUAUGCUUGAGACACUGUUGCUGCAAAAGAAUUCAAAGUUAUCUGCAAUUCCAGUGGCUUUUUUUGAAAAUAUGAGCAAUCUUCUUGUACUGGAUUUGCAAGGUACUGCCAUUACAAAGCUUCCAUCAUCACUGUCGAACUUAAACAGACUCAGGGGGUUUUAUUUAAAUUCUUGCAAGCACUUGAGUGAUUUGCCACCUGAAAUAGCAUUCCUUCAAUUUCUUGAGGUCCUUGACAUUCGAGGCAGCCGAGUGAAUUUUAUAUCUUCUUAUAUUGGGAGUUUGAUCAAUUUGAGAUGUUUACGAAUUCCAUUUAUUAAAAAUGGUGAACAAAUUGAUCACCGAGAAUUUAAAGGUGAAAAUUAUCAUAAGAUUUCCAAGCUUCAAAAUAUAGAAGAAUUGAUUAUUGAAGUGAUAUCAUAUGACCAGUGGUGCAACCAAGCCCAGCAUGUCAUGGAGCAGGUGUCUUUACUAAAAAAGCUAACUACUCUCGGUUGUAGUUUUCCCUCCUCAAAGAUUCUUACAAGUUUUAUGGCAAGUUGGGGACAUUUGAGAGAGCACAAGCAACUAAUUUCAUUCCAAUUUUUCAUUGGAUGCCAAAAUUCACAAUAUCCACAAAUUCUUCAAUAUUUUGAGCAUGGACUUCCCAAGUAUAUGAAGUACUGCAAUGGCGGUAAAGACGAUGAGGCAAUGGAAGAGUUGAUUAGUGAAACAGAUGCAUUUGAAUUGAUCUGCCACAAAGAUAUCACAAGCUUGUCAGACUUGGGAAUAAAAAACCUGAACUACAUUCGUGGCUUUUUGAUUGAAGAAUGCAACAGUCUUUCAACUAUUGUAGAAGGUGAGACAAAUGACAUAAGAAAUGGAACCAUCUUCCCAAACUUGGAGCAACUACACAUGAGAAAUCUGCCCAAUUUGGAGUAUGUUCUUAAGGGCCCCUUGCCUCCUGAAAUCUUCUGCAAACUACAUACCCUGAAAUUGGAGAACUGCUCACAGUUAGAAAGCAUUUUUGAUAAGGGAGAAAUUAUGAGAAUGAAUGGCAUGGGGAAUGUGAGUAUCUUGCCAAAUCUGGAGAAGUUAUUUUUGAAAAAUAUACCAAAGCUGAAAUGUGUUUUCAAAGGUCCUUUGCAUCUCAGAACCUUUUCCAAAUUACAGAUUUUAGCUUUGGAAAAUUGCUCAUCAUUAGACAGCCUUUUCAGCAAUGGAGUGAUUCAAAAUUUUGCAGAACUUCGAAAACUGGAAAUUCGAAGCUGUUCAAAAAUUGAAGAACUUAUUUUGACCUCUGAGGACGUUGAAAAGAGUGAAGACGUGCUUCCAUCAUUGAAGAGUAUAGAGCUAGUUGAGUUGCCAAAUCUGCAGUUCAUAUGCAAAAAGCAAAUGUCAACGUGGCCAUCUUUGGAGACCUUGAAGGUACAAGAAUGUCACAAUUUGAAAUCUCUACCUUUUAACAAGAGCAAGGCAGCUAGACUAAGAUCGAUCAAAGGAAAUCAACACUGGUGGAAUGAAUUGGGAAAGGCAAACAAGGAAGUCCACCAACAAUUUGUGGACAUCUUUGUAGCUGUUGAUAGCUGAUUCUAUUUAGUUUAUGUACUUUCUGCUCGUGGUGCCAAAUGUUUCAUGUUAAAACUCUGUUGCUUUUGGUUUUUGCUGGUCUCAUUUUUUGUGCGCAUGUACUUCGCUAUUAUGUUCUGAUAACAUAAAUGAUUGGAUUGUAGUAUCUUAUAAAUGAGUUUGCUUUGUCCA